Melitaea cinxia (Glanville fritillary) is the source of this 897-nucleotide messenger RNA. It is a transcript of the gene RhoL, whose product is annotated as ras-like GTP-binding protein RhoL. The record is from RefSeq and is a predicted model, not a curated record. Lineage: Eukaryota; Metazoa; Arthropoda; Insecta; Lepidoptera; Nymphalidae. The transcript is spliced from 5 exons. Gene Ontology annotation, biological process: small GTPase-mediated signal transduction. Bases 287 to 838 code for a protein of 183 amino acids. Gene Ontology annotation, molecular function: GTP binding; GTPase activity.
GCGCAUUUUAAUAUAUGUGAUCAUUUCGCGUUUAACCACGAAAGAGCGUGCGCGUCUUGUUUCAAUUAAAACGUCGCGUUAUCGCGAAUGUUUCUACAAGUUUGAUAAGAUCAUUACAUCACAGUGAUAAGAACCGUCAAGGACUAAUUUGUCUUACCGAUGAUCGAAUCAUCGCUAAAUUUCGAUAUGCUACGGUUGUAGUUAAAAGGAGUGUAAAACGAUAGACUUUGUUAUUUAAACUGUGUAAAUUGUUUGUGACUUUAAACUUGGAUGUGGUGGAUACACCAUGGGGACUGUGCCGAGAUUAAAGAUAACAGUGGUGGGCGAUGGAAUGGUUGGCAAAACCUGUUUACUAUAUGUGUACACGAGGAACGAAUUUCCCAAGGAAUAUGUCCCAACAGUAUUCGAUAACUACGUAGGACACAUCACAGUCGAUGGCCAAGAAGUGGAAAUGGCACUGUGGGAUACUGCUGGACAGGAAGACUACGAACGAUUAAGGCCAUUAUCCUACAAUAAUACACAUUGUUUCCUCGUAUGUUACUCGGUGGGAAGUCGGUCUUCGUAUGAAAAUGUUAUCCACAAAUGGUAUCCAGAAUUAAAGCACUUCAGUGCUUCAGUGCCUAUUGUACUUGUAGCGACAAAAACCGACUUGAGGGCAUCAGGCAAAGCUGUCAUUACAACACAAGAAGGAAAAACAUUAAAAAAGAAAAUACGCGCUGUCCAAUUAGUGGAAUGUUCGGCCUUGGAACGAGAGAACAUGCAUGAGGUGUUUCAAGAAGCAGUACGAGCAGCUCUUAAAAAAAAAGCUGUCCCGAAACGCACUUGUCAAUUCCUAUGAUAUUCUACUACUGUUUACGACAUAAACUAAUGUAUUAAAACACUCGUGUAGUAUUUCAA